AUGUCCUCCAGCAACAGCGAGAAGGGCGCGCUCCUUCCGUGGUCUGCGCCGCACCCAGCCCACCGUCAACGCCGCUAUCGCGGACGGCGCGCCGGCUGGAUCCUCCUUGCUGCCCUCGUCUCGGCGUGCCUUUGCACCCUCGCCCGCGUGAACGUCCUCUCUGUGUCUAACCCGUUCGGCUACGCCGCCGCGGAGGCAGAGCUCUCCGCGCUCUGCCCCCAGGUCGCCCCGCUCAUCCCCGUCAAAAACAGAGAGGUGUGGGAGAGCCUCGGCGAGACAAUCAAGACGCCGGACUUCCUCACGCGCGCCGUGGACUGGCUCGGCGGGGCGGUCAGGGUUGCGACCCCGAGCUUCGACGAGAUGCUGGACGUCGGCGUGGAUCCCCGCUGGGAGGUCUUUGGGCCCUUCCAUGACUAUCUCCUUGGGGCGUUCCCGAAGGUUCACGCAUCGCUGGAGUUCACGAAGGUGAACACCUACGGCUUAGUAUACGUCUGGACGGGGUCGGACGCAUCUCUGAAGCCGCUGCUUCUGACCGCACAUCAAGAUGUCGUCCCCGUAAAUCCAGACACGUACGAUAAAUGGGUGCACCCACCUUUCUCGGGUUAUUUCGACGGCACGCGCAUUUGGGGUCGCGGCAGUCGGGACGACAAGAGCGGCCUGAUUGGCAGCCUGUCUGCUGUUGAGGCCUUGUUAGAGCGUGGUUUUAAGCCUACCCGAUCUGUCGUCCUCGCAUUCGGGUUUGACGAGGAAACCAGUGGACUUCACGGUGCUUACGCUAUCGGCCAAUACCUUCUUUCGACCUAUGGUGAGAAUGCAUUCGCAAUGCUAGUCGAUGAAGGCGGAAAAUUUGGCGAGGAGCACGGCGGAGUAUUCGCCCGUCCUUCGAUUGCCGAGAAGGGCUACAUUGAUAUUCGGCUCACCGUCACUUCACCCGGCGGACACUCGAGCAUUCCUCCUGCACACACGACGAUCGGCAUCCUUGCCGCGCUGCUCGUUGAGUACGAGGAGCACCCGAUCGAGGCGCAUCUGAAGCGCGAUACGCCGGUGUACUGGCAUGCGCAGUGCCUCGCCGCGCACGCGCCGGAGCUAUCUCCUUCCCUGCGCAGACACCUUGCCAGGUCGGUAAAAUCGGACAAGGCGCUGCGCAAGGCCCAGGAGGAGCUUUUCGAGGACCACACGUUCGAGGCGCUCGUGGGCACGACUCAAGCGAUCGACCUGAUCGACGGGGGCGUCAAGACGAACGCACUCCCCGAGAACGCGGUAGCGGUCAUUAACCACCGCAUCGCCACCGACAGCUCCGUCGGGGCGGUGAAGGAGCGUGCGACGGCGCUCUUCAAGUCUGUCGCGGCGGGCUUCAAUCUCUCCUACACUGCGUUCGGCUCGCGCAUCACUGACGUGGACGCGCGCGCGUACGGCACGCUCACACUUACCGACGCGUUCGGCACCGCGCUCGAGCCCGCGCCUCUGACGCCGACCGGGCCGGAUGCAGCGCCGUUCCUGCUGCUCUCUGGCUCGAUCAAGGCGACGUACAACGACCACCGCGCGCUGCUCGGGGACGGCAUCACUGUCAUGCCCAGUCUGGUGUCGGGCAACACGGAUACGCGGUACUACUGGCCGUUGACGCAGCAUAUCUUCCGGUACAGCCACACCAACGGGGGCAAUGGCACCGGGCUGGAGGGCGUGCAUACGAUCAAUGAAGCGAUUCCGAUCGUGGACUUUCUGGAGAUCAUCCGGUGGUUCACGACGCUCAUCCUCAACGCGGACGAGUCCACCACCCUCUAA
Molecule: messenger RNA, 1782 nt
Organism: Sparassis crispa
Lineage: Eukaryota; Fungi; Basidiomycota; Agaricomycetes; Polyporales; Sparassidaceae
Product: Carboxypeptidase S
Exons: 12
Coding region: 1-1782 (593 amino acids)
Cellular component (GO): fungal-type vacuole lumen
Molecular function (GO): metallocarboxypeptidase activity
Source: RefSeq, a predicted model, not a curated record